CUCGUAGAGCGUCAGAAACUCAUCCUCUCGCACUUAUAGCCACAAAAACCACAACAAAACUUGUGGUCGAGAAAAUCCAACACCAAAAAUGUGAAUAAUAUAUACUUUAUUACACCCAAUUUUCUCGUCAAUGAACGAUCUAGUCAUGGGGGCGGACCAAUUCUUAUUAACGUGGAAUAACCACCGCUCCAAUUUUGCCGAGGUCUUCACACAGCUGCGUGUGCAGGACCAGCUUGUUGAUGUGACUUUGCUCUGUGAUGGUGGCAGCUACCCAGCCCACCGCCUUGUUUUGGCAGCUUGUUCACCGUACUUUCACCAGCUCUUCACACGAUUACCCACCCAACAUCCUCUCAUCUACCUCAGAGAUGUGAAGCAGGCAGAGCUUGAAGCCCUGCUGGAGUUUAUCUACCGUGGGGAGGUGAGUGUUGCCAACAGUGAGCUAACAGGCCUCAUCAAAAUAGCAGAGAGCCUGCGCAUCAAAGGUCUUGGAGAUGUUUCCCAGCGUGAUCAGCAACCCCAGGCUGGGGAGAAGAGAGCUGGAACACCUUUCUCUCCAGCCUCCCCUGUGUCCCAAAACAAUAACCCCCGACCCAAAAAGGUACCACGUCUUUCUAAUAACAACGGAGAAUCAAAGGGCCUGGAGCCAAACUUUGCCUCCUUGCUCUCUCCCGCCAACAGCUACGGCCAUGCUCUGAACAAGUCCAGCAAUAACAAGAGUAGUGAUGGAUUUGCACAGCUCAUGGACUCUGGGUGUCCAGAUCUCCCCGAGCAGGAACUAGAUAGCGACCAAACCCCAAACCCUGCAUGGGACCCAUCCCUCUCCGAGUCCAAACUGAGAUCCUGCCUCGAGGGCCUGGAGUCUGUCACCGCCGCUCAAUCUCUUGCUCAGUCUGUUGCUCACACAGUCGCUCAGUCCAUCGCAAUCCCUCGAACCCUUUUCACUUCCACCCCUACCAAAGUAUCAUCAAGCAAAAAAGAAUCGGCAGAUAAUGCCAAGGAGAGCAGCCGCGGCUCCUCCCGGAGAAAGAACCACGAGCCCCAGGAAAGCAAGAGAGGCAAAGGAGGAUUGAUAAAUGCCAUGUUGAACGUCAACGCAGACACGGAAAAGGAGGGAAAAGUUGCCAAGGAGAACGUCAAGACCGAACCCGACACGGACAACAUCACCACAGACACCGACACCUGUCCCGAACCCUCUCCCCUGCCCCUCUACGACACCACAACUGACAUCGCAGGAUCCAUCGGGGACCUGACAAACCCCAUCUUUGCUAGCUACCGCCACAUGCUCAGUUUAGGGAACGAUGACCGCUCGUUCUCCCCCCUGAUCCCAACGACUGUCCAAGAGCAGCAGCAGGUCCCAUCGCCCACUGGGAGGGAGUCACGGAGCUUGACAUGUCAGUUGUGUGGCGCAACCAUCAAGCACAUCGCCAACUUCCGCCGUCACAUGAAACAGCAUCUCAAUCCACGUCGCUUCCCUUGUCCCUGGUGUUCUGCAGCAUUCGGACGCAAAGAUAACUUGAAGACCCACACACGGAAGCACCAUCCAGCUGAGGUUGAGGCCCAGGAAGCCGGCGUGUUACGAGCAGAGAGCGCUAGAACAGACAGCGGGGAAGGCGGCGAGGAUGGCACGGUCCUGACAGGUCUGAAUGGCCUAGAGAGCGAAGGGGGCGAUGGCACCGCACCCGAAGACGGCGACAAGGAGGACGUGGACCGGGAGGACUCAUCAGACCACCACGAGAGCUUGGUGAUCGCAGAGGACACAGAGGAGGAGGAAGAGGAAGAUGAUGACUCUCACCUUCAGGUGGAGAAGGCCUCUUAACUGCCCGGUAGCCAAAGAACCAAACAAGAACUAGGAUACCACUAGGGCAGGUCAGGGUUUUUGCAGCUAUUAUAGCAUGUGGAGGGGAAAGAGCUACAGACAGACAGACAGAAAGAAUGAUCCAUGAACAUUCUUCAGUAUUCUCUGCAGAAGAUUUUUUUGAAAAAUGAAAAAAGCUCGGCCACCUCCUAGGAUUAAGGUGAGAGGGUUUUAAAACUGCAGAGAUGUUCUAACAUUUCUAUAUUUUAACACGUAGCUGUGUUUGUAGCCGGUAAAUUUUACAGUGCCUGUAAUUGAUAGAGGCAGACAGAGUUUGUUGCAAACAAAUAUUUUAUAUCUAUGACAAUAUUUGAUAUGCCUUAAUAUUCAAUUAUUGAAUGAUUCACAGUCUUUUGAAGGUUCAGGAAUUUUGUAUGAGAUUAAAAAUUGUGAAAAGCCUUGCCUCUUUGCUCAUAUCAGUACAGCCAAUAGACACAUCUAGGGUGUUUUACUGUACAAUGAACUUUUCAUAUUUUGAUGCAUUGAUGACUUUAGAUUUCGUACCUAGUAGUGUCUAGUCAGAAGGAACUUACCUUGUAUGUGUGUGUGUUUGUGUGUCUGCAUUUCUGCGAGUGUGAAAGUGUGUUGAUUUGAGUACAAGUGUUACAAAGAAGCUGCAAUAAUAGUCUAGUCUAAACAUUGCCAUAUAUACCAAACACUUUACUACAUGAUCACUCUUGUAUGUGUAUUAUACGCUUGUACUUUGCUAAUCAGCUCUGCUGUCGGGAAACUUGCCGAGUUGGAAAUAUUACGAAACAUUCAUAUGAUUUCCAUAGUUCGUCCUUUCUUUGGAUUUAUGUUUUAUAUACUUGUAAUGUUAGCUUUUCCUAUCUAAUAUUACCAUUAUAUAUUUUAUGCCUAACCUAACAUUAUAUCCUUGAGGAACUUGUAAUAUAUAGUCAUAUAUUUUUUCUGUUAAACUUUUGAGCGAAGGGACCUAUUUGUAGGCUGAUUAAGCAGAGUGACAUUCAGAUUAUGCAUACAAAAAGAGAGUAGCUUAUGCUCACAUACGAACCAAAGUGUCUAAUAGGAAAUUGUAAAAACAGUAAGUGGUUCUUGCUGCCUGGUAAGACAUUUCUUCAGUCAUAAAGCUUUUGAAAGUUGUUUUGUGUUGACUCUUCACAAGAACUUCCUUUUGAUUUCAAAGCUUGUUGUUUAUUUAUUUGUAAUUAUUAUUACUAUUUUCUUUUUCUCUCCCUGGUAUGCUGGAGUAGCAUUUUCAAGACAUUUCAACCUAGUCUAACAUCAUUUUUACACUUUGGUUAUAGUCAGUUUUUGCUUAAGCAUUGCGAGAAGUCUAUGCACCCAGAGUAGAAGACACAAAGUUUUCCCACCGCAUGAGUUCACAGUACCAAAGAAAGGCACGUGUUUGCAAUUGCUUCUCAGAGAAAGAAAAUAUAAGAGUUUGGUUCACUGCAUCAUUGCAUCCUAAAAGUGCUUAAUUCAGAGUCUUUAAAUCUGUGUGUGCAUUUGUAAAGAUGGUAUUAGCCAGACCUGCAUUUUAGAAUGGAAAUUCAUAUAAUAAGAUCCAAAUAUUAGCCAUUAGUCUUUUUUUUCUGCUCAGUAAUGUAUCCAUUAAUGGUCAGAUCCUUUGCAACUUCUUGUAAAAGAGCCAGAGAGUUCAACCUAUAUGCACAUUUUUAUAGUAUAAUGGAAAAAAAUAUUUUCUCCAUGUACACUAAAAAUGAUAUAUGGUUCAUUGGUUCUCUAUAAUGAAGUUUUUUAUGUAUAGCCCAAAUUAGGAAGAUGUUCAAGAAGUACUGUACUUAAUUACAUAUAAUGCAUUAAUACUAUUUAUUUCUCAUAUUUUACAAUGUUCCUCUUGAUUUGUGGCCAAAAAAUGAAUCAAAUUUCACCAUAUCCCAAAGGACAUGACUGUUAAUGGAAUAUAUGCUGUCUGCAGAAUAUUUUUAAUCUGCUUUUGAAUUGUAAAAUUAUUUAUCCAUGAUGUAUAUGCAAAUUGAAAAAAAAAAAAAAAUUGAAAGAGAUAUGUUACGGUAAAAAAAAAUUAGUCCAUUCGUUAAUUUUGCUGCUAGUCUGGACAUUGAGGUUGUUGAAUGGUAAUCAAAAAUUAUUUUAAGGUCACUAGUCAGACAAUAAGAAUAAGAAAAAUAACAUUUUGGCAGUACUAACAAGUCAAGUGGUAUGAAUUUCUUUCACUAAAAUUAACUAGUAGAAGUGUGGUGGUGUUGCUCUCUUAACAAAUAUAUGGUCUAGUCGUUAUGAAGCAGGAAUCACUAACAACUAACUUAAAGAAAUAACUAACCCAGUCAAUUAUCUGACACAUUAAGUUAUAACAAAGAACCAAGCCUUUAUUACAAGGAGCUGUGGAGACCUUUUUGAAGAGUGGAGUGAUAUUGUAAGUUCUGAUGAUGAGAAUACUGUUUUUUUAUCAAUUUUUUUGUUUUAACAUUUCUAUGGCAAUAGUAGCUGUGUUUUAAGAGAACAGAUAUACAAGAUAGAAACAAAACCAGAUUCUGGUCUCUUUGGGGAAAGUAAUUUGAAUUUUGUCUAAUUUACUAUUGCGUUCCUCUUCACCACAACUAUGAAGGGGCCUUAUGACGUGAAAGGGAUGAAUAUAAUGAUGUUGAUAAGAAUUCUUAUAGAUUUUUUUUCCGUUUUGAUUUGAGUGUGGUAACGUGUAGUUUGGAUGUCUUGUAUAGUAUGGGGGUAGCUCAACUUACUCUAGGUAUUAUCUGCUUCAGGUAAUCCAUAAGAUAUAUUAACUCCUCUUUGAAAUGUGAGAGUGUGAUGUAGUUACUACAGUUUAAGGCAAUUUGACAAUCUGCAUCUGUGUCUGAUUUAGAUGAUGACCAUUAUUAUUAUAAUUUUUUUUUUUUUUUUCUCUCUUUCUUUAAAAAUCUGACACCUAAAGCCAAAAUAAUACAUUCGGAUCCUUGUUCCCGUGUAUAUAUUUCUCCAUGAUUCGGCAAUAUGUCAGGUCAUUUUGUGAUUAUUGUAGGAUUAUUAUUUAUAUUAUUAUUAUCAUUAGAUUAAUAAGACGAAGGUUACAGGAGGAUGUUGCUUGUACGUCUUUAUACAAAGUCUUAGAUUUUUUCUUUUUUCUUUUUUUUGAUAAAUAUUAUUAAUACAUAUACAUAUACAUGUUCAUCUCGCGGUCUUAGAGUGUUCCCAAUUCAAACUUUGAGAAACCAAGCUGUGUUAUAUAAGUAAUAAAAUGAAGAAAAAAGAAAAAAAAUUGUCAGCGAAAUGCAGGAUUACAAUGCAUAGGUAUGAAGUAUAUCAUUUACAUUGUGUGUUUCAUACAUGUAAUAAUACCCUUGUGUAAUUUUUAUAAUAGAUGGAUAACCUAUAUUACAUAACACUCUUUGUGCAUGUAAAUUUUUGAUCUGUGUUGUUUGAAUUGUUAUCAGACGUAGCCACAGAAAAAUGCAAAUUUUUGGGCCAAACAGACCACAUAGAAUUUGAAAUAGAUUAGAGAGCUGUAAAAGCUGCAUCUGAGUCUUUGUAUUUUAUAAAGUUUGAAUGUAGUUUAGACACUUAACAAGAAGCCUUUGGUAUCAUAGUGCAAAUUGUACUGAUGCACAUUAAUGUCACUGUGACAUGCAUUUGUAAGGUAAUACUUUCUAUAGAUAUAUAUGUAUAUAAAACAUUUUGUAUGUGCAUUAUAUACAUGUAUCCUUCUUUUCCAGUGUUAAAUUACUUUCUUGUGUAAGGGAUACCAUACCAACAGACAUACCACGCAAGUCCUAUACAUUGCAUUUGUGAUAUAUUUUAGAAGAGGGAAUAUACUGUAUUUUACUUAUUUUUGAUCCAUUAACCUAUGUCAUGUGUAUACCUUUUGAAAGAUGCAAUUUAUGCCACACACUCUCUACGUGUUCCCUCUCUUUUCUUCACUUCAAGGUUGUGCUGGUGGAUAGAUGCUCGGGCCAAAGCCUUUCUUUACUUAGCUCUUGGAUUCCUUUUUUUAUUGAGCACUUUACAUGAAGCUCAUGGGUGUAUUUUGAUGUUUUUGUUUUUUUUCCCUUUCUAGAAGACCAACAAAAUGUGUUACUGUAUUGUUACAGCAGCUGUGAAAUACACAGUAGUGCAUUAUGCAUUUACCUUUUUUUUUCUUUCUUUCUUUCAUAUAGAGUAAGAGUAUUUUUUACUUUUACUUUUUUCCCCUUUUUACAUUGUUAGACGACUGUGCCAUCAGGAUUUUUAUAGUGUCCAAACAGGGGAUGUAAAAGCAUAUCAGAAAUAACAUUGAAUAUUAUAAGCAAGUUUUAAAAGGAUUUUCAGUGCUUCCUGAGAACUACAGAAGGUCCAGUAUAAAGAAAGGUGUUAUCAUCAUGCAUGGUCAGUGACAGUUAGAUGAAGGUUGAGCCAGUGUGUUUUAAGAGAAAAGGCAUGAAUAGAAAGAGAGAGAAGGGAUCCAUUGUAGAUUAUGACCGUUGCAUCAGUAGCACCAAGGAAAUGUGUACUUAAUUUGUGAAACUAUAUUUCCCUUGUGAGUUUUUAAUUUUAUCUGUAUAUUUGUAUUCUUAAUAGGUAAUGAAAGAGACAUCAAGCAUAUUCAUAUCAUUAAUUUAUUCUUGUUAAAGUGAGACAGGUAUCAGAAGAUAUUGUCAUGCAGUAAGGAGAGAAGGGUAACGAGAAGCAAAGUGUAUUACAGAAUGAAGAGGAUUGAUCCCGCAUGGAACAGACCUGAAUUUCCAUGACUUCUUGCUUGGUAAUGCAAGACCAAAAGAUGCAACUAUUUUGUGAAUGCAACCUGGUAUUUUGUUUUUAUUUUUAUUAUUGUAAUGAUAAUGAUGAUACAAUUAUGGUCAUGUUUUUAAUCUUUAUUAUUAUUUUUGGAUAUGUAUAGAUAGCUGUUUGUCUUGUGUUUAAUUAUAAUAUCUGCAGCUCAUAACGUGCCUUACUUAACAUAUUAGGUCCUUAGCCAAGUAGGAGCUGCUGGGGUGUACAAAUGUGACCUGCAACUUUCAGCCUUAGAUAGGAUACCCAUAAGGUUCCUUUUCCAAUAAAUAGUUUAGUGGGAAGGUGAGAUGUGUAGGAGUGAUUAUUUUGCUGUAUUUUGUAACUCUUUUAAAAGUCAGUGUGUGGUAUUGUCCUAAAUGCUUCCUGACUAUAAUUCAUAUUAUUAAUGUCUUUCUGUAUCACUCUUGUGAACUACAAAAUUGUUUUAGAAGUGGAUAUUUUGAGGAAAUUCCUGAAAGAAAAAGAAGAUAGAAAGUAUAUUGUUCAGUACAGUACUGCAUUCUGUUAAAAGUAAGACUAAACAGUUUGGUUAGCACUUCAGCUCCAGUAGAUGCAAAAAAUAAAAAAGAAAAAAAGUAAACUAGGAGACCCAUGUGGGCAUUUGUUUCGGGUUUUUAUUUGAUUUAUCUUGGCAUGGUGAAGCUUUAAGGAAAAAAAAAAUCAAUAACAAGUGUGACUGUAAUUUUUUGCUUAGUGUAAAAAGAGGCUGCAACAAUGCAAUGCAGGAGCUCAAGGGUUAGAGAGUAGUGAUAGGUUUCUUUUUUUUAUUGUAUGGUGUAAAGAGGUUCAACUUUAGAAAAAAAUGUUAUUGAACUGAUUUAUUUAUUCGUAAUUGAUAUUAUAGCAGAUGACCAUUGGGAAAAAAAAAAUGUUAUUUAAAGGUUUAGAUGUUCACACGUACUUGUACUUUCUUUUUUAUUUAUUAUUAUUUUUUUUCAUACAUGCAUGCAGACACACACACACACACUCACUCGCUCACUCACUCACACUCACACUCACUCAAUCAAUCAAUCAAUCAAUCACCCACACUCACUCACACUCACACUCACACUCAAUCAAUCACUCACACUCACUCACUCACUCACUCACACUCACUCACUCACUCACGCUCACACUCCCUCAUUCAAUCACCCACACUCACUCACUCACUCACUCACUCACUCACUCACUCACUCACUCACUCAAUCAAUCACCCACACUCACUCACUCACACUCACACUCACUCUCACUCAAUCAAUCACCCACACUCACUCACACUCACUCACUCACUCAGAAGUGUGCAGACAACGAUUUUUCUUUCAUUCUUUUUUUAGUAUUUAUAUAUUUCAAUAGGCUAAAGAUUGCCAGACUUCACAAGGAUUACUUGGUUAAAGAAAUAUGCAAUUUUUUUUAUAUUAAUCAUAAAAACUUUGAAUUACCUGCAUUAUAGUAAAAUGAAUAAUAAUAAUAAUGAUAAUUAUAAGGGAGGGCAGAGAGUAUAAAAUGUAUGCUAACCAUCAGUUGAAAUCACUGGAAUAGAUUUUCCUUCUUUGUCACUGGAACUAUUCAUAUGCAAAGUGUGCAACUAUUUUGAUUUUGAUUUUUUUUUUUUUUUUUUUUUUUUUUUUUUUUUUUCUUUCUUUUUUUUUUUUAAGGUGAAGUUGUUUGCUUUUCAGGGUGUUAGAUUUCCAGUUCCCUUUCAAGUCAUUUUUAGGCAGAAAUACAUAGCCUAUCUAGUCAGAAAUUUCCGAACUCUUAACAGGGAAUCUACCGCUUGUGUUAAGCCAAACACACAUUUUGAGAAUGCAGCUUGCAAAUGAAAGGACAUGAUACAUUGCUCAGUGUAUUGAUAAUAUUGAUUAGUCACUUGUGUAUAUCUUUGGUUAUUUGGGACUGUUGGGGAUAGCUGCGUGCAUGUUUGUGUGUGUGCACUUCAGUAGAGUUGUGAUUUAGUUGGUAUUAAUUUGAUUGUAGGGUACAAACAGAUGCCGAGUCUUGCUUAUUUGUGUUUCUUUUUGUGGGGAUCCAGUUUGGAGAUUUUUAUAAUAAUUAUGAUUAUAAUUAAAUCACAUUUCCACAAAGGAAGAUGAUAUUUUCCAAGUUGCUCUCGACAGGUAGAUGGGACCAUUUUUUUGCUUUUUUUUUAUUUUUUUUUUAUUAGGUCUCAUUGUGUCAUUAACCUUUGUGGCUGCACCUGCAGCAGUUGACUGAUUUAAGGCAUUUUUAACCAUUUGAUGGAACAGUGUAAUUAUUGCUGAGAGUUUGUGGUUUUAUGGCUGUUGAUUUAAGUGUUAUAUUAAUUUUAAAACUUAUCAGCUGUCAAGAAUGUUUAAAUAUGCAUGUGGAUUAUAUAUUUUUUCAUAAUGAAUUCAAAACUAUUGUUGUACAUGCAAUACAUGUAACUCUCAAUGAAUAAAUGAUGUUAUGGCAAAAUGCCUAAUAAAGAGCUGUCAAUUGCUGUCAAUGCCGGUCUCCCACCUUUUGCAGGGCAGCGUUUGUAGUGCUGCACUUGUGCCCCACUUUUUAUUCAGAGGCUGUUUUAAUGUACUUCACUAGUCAGGAUGUAUUUAAUGUAUCUUUUAUAUCAUAAUACAUGUGUGAUGUGUGGAU
This is a messenger RNA of Penaeus indicus, 9151 nucleotides long. RefSeq names its product protein abrupt-like. Gene Ontology annotation, cellular component: nucleus. The transcript is spliced from 7 exons. The record is from RefSeq and is a predicted model, not a curated record. Gene Ontology annotation, biological process: regulation of transcription by RNA polymerase II. Bases 131 to 1816 code for a protein of 561 amino acids. Gene Ontology annotation, molecular function: protein binding. Lineage: Eukaryota; Metazoa; Arthropoda; Malacostraca; Decapoda; Penaeidae.